AUGGACUCAGUCACCAAUGACCUCACUCUUCUUAACAUCGCGCGCCCCACCAACGACACCAACGCAUUUCGAGAUCACGUCGCGUUCGUUCCCUCUGCUACACCAUACCAACAGAUCGCUGCCCGCCGCGCGGGCUUGUCUCUGGUCGAAGACGAAUCGCGAUUCGAACGCUCGAUGGUCCCCGAGAACGACAGCGAAGUUGACGAGGAUGGCUCGGGUUCAAGUGAUGAAGAUGCAGACGAACGCACUCCGCUUGCGCUGCGUUUCAACGGCAAGAGCGCUGUCGCACCUGCCGCACCUUCCUCUUCAUCGGCAUCUGCACAGGCGACGGACCCGUGCUUGAAGUCUCGACAACUCUGGUUACGGCUACUGAGAGAGCAAGGAUACGAUGCCCUCUGUCAAGAUCUUCUUAAAGAUGAGCUCAACGUUCGAUGGGCAGCUAUCUCUUCGAGUGUCGCGCCUCGGGAUCAAGGCUGGAUGGCGUAUUACGGCCGCAACAUACUCGCGUCUGCCGACCGUACCCUUCUCGAGGCCAUCAUUCACGGCAACGUCGCACUCCAACGUCGAGCGAAUAGCGGUCUAGAGCGGUACCUUCAAGCUCUCUGGAAGCAGUCCUACAAGCAGCCAUCCAUAUAUCAGCAGCUUUUCGUCGACGUCAACGGACACUCACCUACGCCAAACGAACUGAACGACAUGUGUAUCUCUAUCGAGCGCUAUCUCGAUCCUGCGAACGACGCGUACGCGGACAAAGUAGACGACAAGUUCAAAACCAAGGCAAAGUCACGUCGGGCAUCCUGUCCUAAGUACCGAGCAUACACUUGGACGGAGCAAGUCGACCCCAAGAAGAAGAACAAGCUCUUCGCUCCCGGCAAGGCCCAAAACCAGCACUACUCGUGGAUGGUAUCCGGUGAUAGAGUCCGCAACAUCCAUACCUUCCUGAAAGCCCUGCGAACGCGGCUUGCUGCCAUACCGAAGGUUGCCUGGGACAAGCCACUGGAACAUCCUCUCGUCGAAUACGGUUAUGCAGAAGACUCGCCCGCACGUCUGAAGCAGCAUGCAAAACACUCGAGCUCCAACUACAUCAUGAACCUGAUGGAAGCCGUCGCAUGCGAAGAUCAUCGGCUCAAGCAACUCAACAAGGUAUACCGCCUCGAACAAUGCGUCAUCUAUCUGAUUUGGCUGCGUCCACAAGCCCAUCUCAGCGAGAUUAUAUGGACUUCGCUCGGCGAAGGCUACAUCUACAACGGCGGCGGCUUCUCGCACUACCCAGCCGGCCGCAGUAACACUUCCAUCUGGAAUACAUCAGAAAAGAUCAUGGAAGACGCCCACGAGUAUAUGCGUAAGAACUCUCCGCUGCUGGAAAACCUCAAGAUCGAUACACUGCGGGUGAAGAACUUGUGCGACGAUCUACAGACCAAGAGACGUGCGGCUGAAGCGGCUCAGGGCCCGAGCAAGUCAAGCAAGAUGGCAGAUUUGAUGGAGAAGAGUAAGGAAAUCCAUGUGGAAGAUUUGCGCAAGUUGAAGCGAGCGGAGGAGGCGCUGAAUGAGUCAUUGAGCUUUUCUUAUCGCACUAAGAUCGAGCGUAAUCAGAUCUUGGUGAGUGAAGCGCAGGAGCGGGUGAAGGUACUGCGUGAGCUGAAUGACAUUGCGUCGGCUCUCGAUGACCCGGAGAUGGAGAAGUGGUGGGUUUAG
Messenger RNA from Alternaria conjuncta, 1692 nucleotides. RefSeq lists its product as uncharacterized. Lineage: Eukaryota; Fungi; Ascomycota; Dothideomycetes; Pleosporales; Pleosporaceae. The coding region runs from base 1 to 1692 and encodes 563 amino acids. The record is from RefSeq and is a predicted model, not a curated record. The transcript has a single exon.